Molecule: messenger RNA, 5230 nt
Organism: Fundulus heteroclitus (mummichog)
Lineage: Eukaryota; Metazoa; Chordata; Actinopteri; Cyprinodontiformes; Fundulidae
Product: vacuolar protein sorting-associated protein 13B
Source: RefSeq, a predicted model, not a curated record
GUGCAAUCCUACUGGUCAGUGUCCAGGGAAUAGCUGUAAAUGUUGACCCAAUCAUCUGCACAUGGUUAUUGUAUCAGCCUCAUAGAGGGAGCAGCAGGAAGCAGCAACAGAAUUCAGGUCCAGUUCCUUUGGUCAAAAGAAGAGAAGAUGAGGUGUCAGUGGGGAGCGCACCACUGGCCAAACAGCCCUCUAAUCAGGCUUCAGACUACGCAAGCAGCCCUAUGAAGACCAAAACAGUGACAGAAUCACGUCCUAUGUCCAUCCCGAUGAAGGUGAUGCCAGACUUUGCAGUUGACGAGUCUUGGGCGACCAGCGAGGAGCGAAUGAAGGAGCUCUUCAGUCAUGCCUGGGAUGCUGUUAAGCGACUUACUCUUCAGUUGGAUCUACAGUCUUGCUGCGUGUUCCUGCCUAAUGACAGCCUCCCUUCCCCGAGCACCAUCAUCUGUGGGGACAUACCUGGCACCGUCCGCAGCUGGUACCACAACCAGGCCUCUAUGCCCGGAACCCUGGUUAUCUGUUUGCCCCAGAUGAGCGUCCUCAGUGCUGGGCACAAAUAUAUGGAGCCCCUGCAGGAGCUCCCCUUCGUUGUCUCAAAGCCCAUCUUAGAGGAAGGUGAUGCUUUCCCAUGGACCAUAAGCCUGAGUCAGUUCAGUGUAUACACCUUGCUGGGGAAGCAGCAAAGUCUUAGCCUGUUGGAGCCCAUGGGAUGCACAUCCACACUGGCCGUCACGUCUAAACUGCAGGGAAGCUCUGAGGAAAGGCCCUCCUUUGUAGUCUGCCUCCAUGUUGAUCUACAGCCCAUUCACGUCAAGAGUUCCAACUCUCAGGUCCAACUUUUGUAUGAGCUUUACCUCAGCUGGAGCAGUACAUGGGCCCGUCUGCAGAAACACGGUAUUCUGCGUCAGACUUCCAGCGUCCCAGACCCCCCUGCUGGUGUUGCUCCAUCCUCCCCAGUACGCAGCAGUGCAGGCACGGCUCUCCCUGACACCAGCACCUGCAGUCCCUCUGCAGACUUUGGCUCCCCCACUGAGGGUGACUCUGUGCCUGCUGGAGAUGAUGGUCCAUUUGCAGACACUGUGACGUUGGAGCAGCAAACAAGCACCAUUGAGGGAAGCAGUGGGAAGGUCAGCCUUUGGAUGCAGUGGAUGUUACCCAAGGUCACAAUUCAACUCUUUGCUACCGACCCAACUGCAAGAAAGACAGAAAUCUGUGUCAUCAAUGAAUUAGAAGACCUGAGUGCAUCUGUUGAUAUCCAGGAUGUCUACACAAAGGUCAAAUGUAAAGUUGGCAGCUUUAACAUUGAUCACUACCGAUGCAGUAUGGAGGAGGGUUUUCGGACCUCGGGCAGCUGUGGAGGAGUGGUGCUCUCUUGCACUGACAAGCUGAACAGACGCACUGUGUUGGUUCGACCCGUCAGCAAGCAAGGCUCUUUCAGCCACUUCUCUGGUUUUUCCACUCCUAUGGCAGCUAAAAUCCUGGAAGGCUCUCAUCAGCAGCAUGGUUUCCUGUCAAUUACCUACACUCAAGCUGUUACCAAAAACGUCCGGCACAAACUCACCAGCCGACCCGAGCGUCCGUCUCGCAGCAGCAUGACCGCUACAGGCCAGAGGAUGGCCAGUGACCCCCUGGCAGACAGCUCGCCUCAGUAUCUGAGAGAGAUCCUGCUGACUGCUCAGCCCUUUGAUGUGGUGUUAUUCUGUCCCUUACUGGCUACUGUAGCGGGCGUCUUUCAGACAACAGUACCGAGACGCUACAGAGAGCGUGGGAAGUCUGCAGGUCAGCCGAUGCGGAGCCACACAUUGACUUCUAGGUGUUUGCCUCUCAUCUACAUCAACACCAGUGUGAUCCGCGUCUUCUGCCAUGGGAGACAAGACAGACAUGCACCUUCAGAUCCCAGUGAGAAGAUGGAAGACACCGUUGUGUUAAAGCUGGGUUCCCUCAGCAUGGCUCCACAGGCUGACAACCCACUGACCCGUACUGUGCUGCGCAAAGAUAUCUAUCAACGUGCACUGAACCUAGGCAUUCUGCGUGACCCAGGUUCAGAGGUGGAGGACCGUCAGUAUCAGAUUGAUCUCCAGUCUAUCAACAUUGGAACUGCUCUGUGGGAGCAGCUCAAGCCAGAGAAGGAGGGAACGAAAGGCGGGGUUUCUGCAGAAAGUGAGAGGAGCUCUCAGAAUCCAGCCCUGGAGUGGAACAUGGCUAGCAGUAUCAGACGGCAGCAGGAGCGGCGGGCAAUCCUGACGCCAAUCUUGACUGACUUCUCUGUACGGGUGACUGCUGCCCCUGCCAUCAUCUUUAGCAAAAAUCUCUCUCCUGAUAGUGGCCAAACCGAGGAGGUGGUGGUGUGUGGCCACUCUUUGGAGGUGAAUGUGACAAGCAGUCUGGAUUUCUUCCUGAGUAUUGCUCAGGUGCAGCUCCUUCAGCAGCUCCUCAGAGACAACAUGGUGGGCUCAAAUGCGUCAGACAAAGGUUCUGAGGUAAGAAGACCGGACCAAAAGGGAGUCCAUCAAGACCCUUCAACAGGUGGGGACUCAGCAUCGCGCCAUAGUGGGACUGGACAAGACAGUGGCUUUGGCAGUGACAGCGCCCACAUUCGCAUUGUCCAAAUAGAGCAGCAAAGUGGGACCAGUCAUCACUGCAUCGCAAGGCCCUCACGCAAGUCCACCAUCACUAAGAACCUCACCUUCAUCCCUUUUGACAUCUUUCUCACUGCCAGUAAACUAUCUGUUAUGACCUAUGCCUGUUCAAGUGCCCCAAAAGCUCUCGCUACGUUGUCUGAUACACCUAGCACACCAGAGAGGAAGGAACCUGAGGAUAAGGUGGGAAGGAGCAUCCUUAAUCAUCCUGAGAUCAUGUCAGACUCUCCUCCAGUGUCAGCCUGCCCAAGCCCUGAUCAAACCCCAGCUGCCCAGGGUUCACUUGCUGGGCUGACUGCAGACGACAUCCUCAACAGCAACACCUCUCAGCCACCUUCUCCACUAAUAAAGGGAAGCUUGCUCUCUCUUGACGGUCUACCCACUCCAACCCGCUCCUCAGCCCGCCAAGCCCUGGGUGUUACCAUAGUGAGGCAGCCUGGGAGACGAGGGGCAGGGGACCAGGUGUUGGAACCCCUCUUGUACCUACAACUUGUGCAGCCUUCCGUUCUGCUUAGCUGCCACCAUCGAAAGCAAAAGAUGGAGCUGUCCGUGUUUGAUGUGUCCUUAAGAGGAGUACCUUCUGACUACAAGUGCCUAGACCCAGGAAAAACUCUCCCAGAAACACUGGACUACAACGUGUACUGGCUGCAGACAGUGGCUGCAGAGGUUGACAGUAAAACAGGCGUCCCUCCUCCUCUGCUUUGCUUCCAGAUCAAAGAUUUCCUCAAUGGACCAGCAGAGCUACAUUUGGAGCUGUCCCGUCCCCUGAAAAUCAGCCCAACUCUGGUAAAGCUGGAGCAGACCAAAGCCUACCUGCAGAAAGUCUUACCAAACUACACAUGGGAGAGCUCCAGCAAAACACCGUCUGCCUUCUCCACUCCUCACUCAUCUCCGAAAAAGAAGCCCCACCGAGCCUUUCCCUCCCGUGUCGACCCACACCAUGAAGCCUCAGGCCAGGGUAAAGCCAGCAGGGCCAGGGCCCUGUCCUUCCACAAAGUCUCCCUCCACACCGCACAGAUCGUCGUCGUCAUGGAGACAGAAGCCUGUCCAAUGAGGCCCAGCGUUACAGCAUCAGUGUCGGCCAUGACGGCGUGUCUGACCAUGAAGUCAGGACCUCGGAUAGAUGACCCAGUCGAGUCUGCCUCUCUGCUGCUGACAGUGAAAGAUGCGCUGGUGAAAACAGGACUAGGGGACCGGGGCCACGUGUUCCUGGGACCGUUUUCCUGCAGCAGCUCCCUUGAAGUUCGGUGGUGCCGGCACAGCGGCAGUCCUGGACCAGAGCCCGGCCCUCCUAAACUGCUUCUGGACCUGAAGGGAGGUCUGCUGCAGGUUUUUUGGGGCCAGGAACAUUUGAACUGCCUGAUGCUGGUGGAAGAGCAUCUUCGUAAUUACCUCCAUCUCCACAGAGAGGAGUCAAACAAUAGCUGGUCUAAGGGAAAGGCCUGCCAUACCCAGCCUCCUCCCUCUCCGGUAGCGCCCUCCCCCAGGACAGAGCACAGCUCAGAUGACCUGCGCACUGGAAAUUUUCAGUACAUUCAGGACUCAGGGUCUCAAAAACUGCCAGGAGCCCAUGAGGUGGUGUUUUACAGUGAGACAGAAGAGAGUCCGGGGGUGAUGCUGUGGAGAUACCCUGAACCGCGUGUCCUUACCUUUGUCAGGAUAACGCCCGUCCCCUUCAACACCACUGAGGACCCUGAAAUAAGCACAGCUUACCUGGGAGACGUCCUACAGGUACCAUGCAGUCUGGAGUACUGGGACGAGCUCCAGCAGGCCUUUGUCCCAUACCGGGAGUUCAGCCUGUCAGAAAGCUGUGCCUGCCAGCUGCAGCUGCCUAGUCUCAGCCUCACCGAUCAGCAGAAAGAGCUGGUGGCCUCCGACCUCUGGAGGAUCGUGCUCAACCAUAACGGAGAAGGAGGAGAUGAGCAGAGUUCAGACAGUGAGUGUGGGUCCCAGCUCCCAUGUGACCAGUUGGUGUCCCCAAUAGCACUGGCAGCCUGUACCCGUGUGGAUUCCUGUUUCGCUCCCUGGUUUGUCCCAUCAUUGGGUGUGUCCUUACAACUAGCACAGCUGGAGGUUCACCUUUGCCAUCACCUUGAGCAGCUGGGUACAGUUCCAUCAAGGAAACUUCAUCCCUUCCUGCCAGACAGGAAGUUACCUCAAGAACAAGAGUUCAUGGUGAUUGGUUCUCGGGAGCCCCAGGUCUUCGUGCGUCAGUGGAACAACGGACCUCGUCGCUGUCAGGAGAUGAGCUUUUCCACCCAGCUGGACUGCAAACUACUGGAGUACCGAAACCUAACCCACCUGCAGUUUCUCCAGUCCUGUGCACUGCGGGGACAGGCGACAGCAAUCAGCUGCCCCCAGAACACCUCCUUAGCUGUUGACGUGUUUGUGGAUCCCAUGUUCCUCAAUAUUAGCCAGUAUGCCAUCCACACCAUGGACACUGCAGUGCUCAGCUGGCAACAGAAUGGGAACCAAGAUGCGGAGGAGCUGCUCUACAGUCACUACGUGAUCUGCAAUGACACAAAUGAGAUCCUGCGCUUUGGUCAGGUGGACACAGAUGAGAAUGUACUGCUGGCCAGCCUCCACAGCCACCA